UCACGAUCUUAACGGUUGGUGCGACAUGUUCGUCAGUUUAAACUACGUGUCCAUUCCACACGAAUCAACAGAAAUAAUUUUUUUUAGAGCUAACAAAAAGAUCUUAAAAAUGCAGUACAAGUACCUCAUAGUUUUGACUACAACUCUAUUCAUGCAGAGCUCCGUAUUGGCUGUAUCGAAAAUUGGACCGAUCUGCGUACCUCCAAGAGAUUGUCCAGAUUGUCCCUUCGGUGUUGCAAAGAGUACCGUCAAAAGUGGAUGUGCUGGCUGUCCUGAAUGUUGUUGGCCCCUACCAUGUGCCUACAUCGAAUGUGAGCCUGGCUACGUAUCAGAACCGACUACGCUGUCUAACGGUUGUCCAGGAUGUUACACAUGCGUUCAAUGUCCACUUGUAAGCGAUUGCCCACUGAUACGAUGUGCUCCGGGAUACUUUUCACAGGCAUCGACACAAGCGAAUGGAUGUCCAGGGUGCAAUGAAUGCGUUCAGUGUGAACCUGUCAGCGAUUGCCCACUCAUACGAUGUGCUCCUGAGUAUGAGUCACGAACAUCUACUCAAGCGAACGGAUGUCCAGGAUGCAAUGAAUGUGUACUAAAAACCAUCCCAUUAGAGCAAUAAACGAAAGGAGCCAGGGCCUAAUAAGUAGAAUUCAUCGAAAUUCUGGCAAAUAUAUUUCACUGAAACGAGUACAACUUUUCAAAUUGUUUAGAUCCUAUGGCUGCAUGGCUCCUUAUCACAUACAUGAAUCUCAUGUAAAUGGUCCAUGAUAUCUAUUCUCAUUUUUCUUAUUCUCUUUUUUCCCUUUUUUUUUCUUUUUUUCUCUUUUCUCACUGAACGUAGCACCGAAACCAACAAGAAAGCUGAAAAAUGUUUUUUCGAACAUGAAAGCAAAAAUUGAUAAGAAGGAUAUACGUGGAGUAGUAUAUGGACUAACAUGCAAAGACAAAACCUGUAGUAAACCCAGAUAUGUGGGUCAAACUUACCGCAGACUGGGAAUCAGGACAGACGAGCAUCA
Molecule: messenger RNA, 1013 nt
Organism: Bradysia coprophila
Lineage: Eukaryota; Metazoa; Arthropoda; Insecta; Diptera; Sciaridae
Source: RefSeq, a predicted model, not a curated record